AUGAAAGACGCGACGAAACGCUAUUCGCUUCGCGCGCUGUCGAUCGGCCUCCUCCUCCUCCUCGGCCUCGUUGCCGCGUAUUUCAACCUGAAACUCGCCUGGAACACUCAAACGCUCGCGUCUGCGACAGCAACUGCGUUCCACUGGACAGAGCCCCUCGCGCCGUUCAAUGCCACGGGGGGCGUUGAUGGCAAGAAGAUGCAGUUCAUCAAGACGCUGUACGACAUUGGCCAGAACACGUCCCAGCCACGUGGCAUUGUGAUUCCCGUGUACGAAAAGAUUGUCAAAAUCGCUGCGUCUUUGAUUCUCGAACUCCGGACAAUGGGCGUGGACGAACCCAUUGAGCUGCCGUACUGCGGCGACGUCUCGAUCGAGGCCCAGACGCUGUUGUUGCAAAAGACAGCACUGGGGGAUAUCCGGUUCUACGACGUUUGCGACUUAGCUGCAGCCGCGACGGCCGACAAUGGACCCGACGGACCCGAGAAAGUCUUUUGCCCGAACGUGACGGCCUGUCACACGAAGUUUCGCAACUUUGACAUUAAGGUCGUGGCCGUCGUGUUUUCGCAAUUUGAGGAGCUCAUGUUGGUGGAUGCCGACACGGCCUUCUUUGUCAAGCCCACGGUACUCUGGGACUCGGCAAAGUACAAAGCCACGGGCACGUUGUUCAUGAACGACCGCCACGCGCACGAGAUCUUUUUCAUGGCUGAGCGCAUGCGCGGGAACUCGCGGUUGUCGCGCCAACACGAGUUCAUGGCAAAUUUUGACCCUGUUCCGUUCCGGUUCAUCCCGACGCUCGAGCGGGCGAAAGCUACGCUUCCAAACCCUGUUCCGCUCACGCCCAAGUACGAGCCGAGUGACUACUUGUUUACGAGUCACUCGUGGAAUCUCCGCACUGGUCAUCAGAUGGACUCGUCUCUCUUGUUCUGGAACAAGAAGAAACAGCCGCGAGCUACUGCCAUUCUCGCCUCGUUCAAGGCACUUUGUGAUGUGGGCUCACCGCCGUCUUACGGUGACAAGGAGAUGUACUUUUACGCUGCAGAGUUGGCCGAAACGCAAUACUCGUUUUCUGCCUACACGAUCAGCGGUGUCGGUACGGAUUAUCAAGACCACGGCGAAGGGAAGUCGACUCUCUGUGGCGAUAUGGCGCAGCUCUUUCCGAUCGAGCAGGACCACAUUGAGGAUGUGCCGCUCUUUUACCUCAAUAGUGAUCGCGUCUUGCGCUUCAAGCCGGCAGAGCAAGGUGUGUACUACGUGAAGGCACGGCCGGCGGAUGUUUACCUGGGACCGUUUCCCACAAAACGAAUCGAAUGUCCGUUCAACAUCACUGGGGCCAAGUUCUCCGAAGCUGAAACAAAGCGUUUGAGUGGCCGGCAGCGUCUGCAUGAACUUGUGCUGUCUUGGGGACGAAUUGCACAGCCUGGUCAAAGUGAUGUGAUACUCGAGUCGUUGGAUGCUGCCGUAGACAGUAUGGUGGCUGAGCAGAUGGAAACGAUGAGAAGAGAGUAUCGUCGGGUCAAGGUUCCAAAAUUGUAA
Hyaloperonospora brassicae is the source of this 1533-nucleotide messenger RNA. Lineage: Eukaryota; Oomycota; Peronosporomycetes; Peronosporales; Peronosporaceae. The record is from the annotation of a GenBank genome assembly.